Erinaceus europaeus (western European hedgehog) is the source of this 936-nucleotide messenger RNA. Its product is annotated as olfactory receptor 4C16-like. Lineage: Eukaryota; Metazoa; Chordata; Mammalia; Eulipotyphla; Erinaceidae. The record is from RefSeq and is a predicted model, not a curated record. Gene Ontology annotation, biological process: G protein-coupled receptor signaling pathway. Gene Ontology annotation, cellular component: membrane. The transcript has a single exon. Gene Ontology annotation, molecular function: olfactory receptor activity; G protein-coupled receptor activity. Bases 1 to 936 code for a protein of 311 amino acids.
AUGCUUCUGAAUAAUAAUGUGACUGAAUUCAUUCUCCUUGGAUUGACCCAGGAUCCUCUCAAGAAGAAAAUAAUCUUUGUCAUUUUCUUACUUUCCUAUUUGGGAAUAAUGAUGGGUAACAUGUUGAUUAUUGCUACCAUUAAAACCAGCAGAACACUUGAGAGUAGUCCAAUGUACUUCUUCCUUUUCUAUUUAUCCUUGUCUGAUGCCUGCUUAUCUACUUGCAUAGGCCCUAAAAUGAUCAUGGAUGCCCUUUUGAAAAAUGCCACGAUCUCUUUCAGUGAGUGUAUAUUCCAGGUCUUUUCAGUGCAUUACUUUGGGUGCUUAGAGAUCUUCAUUCUAAUCAUCAUGGCUGUUGAUCGCUAUGUAGCCAUCUGUAAACCCUUGCACUAUACCACCAUCAUGAAUCAUAGGGUCUGUAGUAUCUUGGUGGCUGUGGCUUGGGUAGGGUCCUGUGUGCAUUCUCUAGCUCAGAUUUUUCUUGCCUUAAGCUUACCUUUCUGUGGCCCCAAUGUGAUUGACCAUUAUUUCUGUGACCUGCAGCCCUUACUGAAACUUGCCUGUGCGGACACUCAUAUGGUCAACCUACUCCUGGUGUCCAACAGUGGGGCCAUUUGUACAGUGAGCUUUGUCAUACUUAUGUUCUCUUAUGUCAUCAUUUUGCAUUCUCUGAGGAAACACAGUGCUGAAGGAAGGAAGAAAGCCCUCUCCACCUGUAUCUCCCACAUCACUGUGGUCAUCAUGUUCUUUGCUCCUUGUAUAUUUAUCUACACACGUCCUCCAACCACCUUUCCUAUGGAUAAAACGGUAGCUGUGUUUUACACUAUUGUAACCCCUCUGUUCAACCCUCUGAUUUAUACACUAAGAAAUGCAGAGGUGAAAAAUGCUAUGAAGACAUUAUGGAGCAAGAGUUUGAUCUCUGGUGAUAAAAGGUGA